Molecule: messenger RNA, 967 nt
Organism: Megalops cyprinoides (Indo-Pacific tarpon)
Lineage: Eukaryota; Metazoa; Chordata; Actinopteri; Elopiformes; Megalopidae
Product: DDRGK domain-containing protein 1-like
Exons: 9
Coding region: 49-924 (291 amino acids)
Source: RefSeq, a predicted model, not a curated record
CUCGACGUGUACCAUGUCGCUGGUUGUUGAUGAAGCGGGGGAGUAGCAAUGGACGUCGUGUUGUAUGCAGUCGCUGCUGCAAUCCUUCUCCUGCUGAUCGUGUUUGCUGUGAAAGCACGAGGGCAAGCGGAGCAAGCUGACCGGGAGCACAGGCAGGAUGUGGUGGCUCGAGCAGCAGUGCGCCCCCAGGUGGCAGGGGAGCGCGCUGCGGGCAUGCCCCGCCGGCGCAGGAUGAUGGCAAGACGCACCCAGAGGGACGAUUCUGACAACGAGGACAGCAAUGUGGAGGAAGACAACGAGGACGCGGACCCACAGUUCCAGUCUGCAGGGAAAAUUGGGGCUAAGAAACAGAGGAAACUGGAUGAGAAGCAGGCCAGGAAGGCCCAGAGAGAGGCGGAGCUGGAGGAACGAGAGGAGAGGAAGAGGACUCAGGAGCUGAGAGAGCAGGAGAAACGGAAGGAGGAGGAGAGAGAGAGGCAGCAGGAGCAGAGACAGGAGGAAGAGAGUCGUCGGGCAAAGGAGGAGCAGGAGAGAAGGGAGGAAGAGGAGUACCAGCGGCUGAAGGAGUCUUUCGUCAUUGAGGAGCAGGGUGUCGCCGAUGAGCUAACAGAACAGGAGUCUCGCAGUCUGCUGCAGGAAUUCAUUCAGUACGUUAAGGACUCCAAGGUGGUUCUUUUGGAGGACUUGGCCUCCCACUUUGGAAUGCGCACCCAGGAUGCUAUCUCCAGACUGCAGGACCUGAUGACAGACGGCUCCCUCACAGGUGUGAUAGAUGACAGGGGGAAGUUCAUCUCCAUCACCCCAGAGGAGCUGAGUGCUGUCGCCAACUUCAUCAAGCAGCGAGGGCGGGUAUCCAUCAGUGAGCUGGCCCAGGCUAGCAACUCCCUCAUCAACCUGACACCCGUGAUCCGCAACACCGCUUGACACCACAGAUACACACACACGCACACACACACACACACACACA